UGCUCACAGUAAACACGAAAUAACUUUAUUGACGAGGCAUUUAGAUAUCUUUCAGAAAAAAAUCAACGAUUGCAAUAUGAAUACAAGGGAAAAUGUGCUGGCUCCAUUGAAGGAAAAGGUCGAACAAGUAGCCGAUGACUUGUCGGCAUUCGAUCCUGCUUCUACAACUUUGCUGAAAGAAAUCGAGGCAAAGGGAGAGAAUAUAAAGAACCACACGGAUACUCUCAUAGCUGAGUUCAAGACAAAAUGUAGCCAAAUCAGAGCAUCGAAUCGCCAGAUGUUGGAACAGUACCAGAGUGCGCUGCUGACCAAGAUCUCGGAAAUUGAGGCUGACAUUUCUGCACUUGACAAUUGUCUUACAGGUGAAUGCAAGGAGGAUAUUGUCAAUGCUGCCAAAACAGGAAUAUUGAAGACGUACCCAUGUUUGGAGUAUCCGAACGGGAUCCAGGACGUAUCAUUCAAAGGAAGCGAGACUCCUGUAAAAGACGUCGUAAAGCUUAUUGGGAAAGUUCAGAUUGGAAAUGAGUGUACUAGGGAAGAACCAGAUGAUGAGAAAAUCAAACGAUUGGAAGCGCAAAUUACAGACCUCACACAAGAGAUAAAAAGAGAUCAAACACUGAUACAGAAAUUGCAGGAAGAAAUGAGGCGCUCUGCAGACCAUGAGGAGGAAUAUAAAACCCGAAUACAGACGUUACAGAGAGAAACAAAAGCCACAGCAGCGCAGAAGGACACCGACAAGGCUCGUAUACAGACAUUGCAGGCAAACAAUAACGGACUAGCAGGGGAACUGCGAGACCAAAAAAGAGUUUCAGAGAAACAGAGAGAGGAACUGGAACAGAAAAUACAAGAACAACUGGAGAAUCGGAUACCGUGUUCAGGGUGUGGUGGACCAAAGGGGCGUUGUAGAUGUACAACAUGUCCGAGUUGUUCCUACAAAGGAACUGAUUUCCAAACUGUAAGUAUAUUAGUUACUGUCUAUUUAUGCUGUAUUUAAUGCCAACAUUGUUGUUAUAGGU
Molecule: messenger RNA, 1016 nt
Organism: Mizuhopecten yessoensis (Yesso scallop)
Lineage: Eukaryota; Metazoa; Mollusca; Bivalvia; Pectinida; Pectinidae
Exons: 10
Coding region: 77-994 (305 amino acids)
Source: RefSeq, a predicted model, not a curated record